UUUCACCGAUUUUCCUUCUUUUUCCAGGCCAUGCAAUGCCUGGAACUCUUCUCCGAAACCACCGAGGCUCUGCUGAUCAAACACGGCCAAAAAAUCGUGGAGGAACAAUUCGCCCUGAUGCGCGUGGCUGACGCCGCCAUCGACAUCUACGCCAUGGUCGUGGUUUUAUCCCGGGCCUCGAGGUCGUUGAGUUCGGGGCUCCCCACGGCCCAACACGAGCGGCUCCUCGCCCUCAGCUGGUGCCAGGAGGCCCACGGGCGCGUCCUGGGGUCGCUGCGGCAGCUCCCGAGCCGAAGCUUCCGGAACUUUCGGGAACUUUCAGGAGCCUUGGUGGAGAACGGGGGGGUGGUGGUGCCAACCCCCCUGGGGUUCUGAAACACCCCAAAAACACCCGAAAACGACCCAAAAACACCCGAAAAUGACCCAAAAACACCCGAAAAUGACCCAAAA
This is a messenger RNA of Cyanistes caeruleus (blue tit), 450 nucleotides long. NCBI's taxonomy places the organism in Eukaryota, Metazoa, Chordata, Aves, Passeriformes, Paridae. The record is from RefSeq and is a predicted model, not a curated record.